AUGGUCCCCUCCACGGAGCAGCUGAGACACAGUGCUAGUGAGAGGAGGAGGUCUCUCUCUGGUUCCCUAUCGCAUUCCCUGCACCAUUUCUACCUGGGGGUGAUAGAGUCCAUCCAGAGACUCCCCUGGUUCACUCAGGUGGGGUAUGUGGAUGACCAACUCUUCACUCGCUAUGACAGCAACUUGAGGAGGGACCAGCCUCAAGUCUCCUGGAUGGAGAAUGCGGAGAAUGCCUGGUUCUGGGAGUGGGAGACCCAUUAUGCUCAGAGGGCUGAGCGGUUUUUCAGGCAGGCCCUCAUGACCCUGCAGAGUCAUUACAACCAGAAUGAAGUACCUGGUUGGCUGUGAGCUGAAUAAAGACAGGAAGUGGAAAAGAAGGUACCCACAGUGUGGCUACAAUGGGAGGGACUUCACCAACCUGGACAAGGAGCCCUUCUCCUGGACAGCCUCCAAUACCCAGGCACAAGUGACCAAGAGGAAGUGGGAGGAUGACCCUAGCUUUGCCCAGCAUUGGAAGCCCUACCUGGAGAAGGAAUGUAUUGAGAGACUACAAAAAUACAUGGACUUUGGGAAGGAGACUCUGCUGAAUCUACAAUUUAGAGACGCAAGU
Messenger RNA from Hemicordylus capensis (graceful crag lizard), 610 nucleotides. RefSeq names its product H-2 class I histocompatibility antigen, Q9 alpha chain-like. Bases 1 to 348 code for a protein of 115 amino acids. Gene Ontology annotation, cellular component: external side of plasma membrane. Gene Ontology annotation, biological process: immune response. NCBI's taxonomy places the organism in Eukaryota, Metazoa, Chordata, Lepidosauria, Squamata, Cordylidae. The record is from RefSeq and is a predicted model, not a curated record. The transcript is spliced from 4 exons.